UUUUUUUAUUGAAGAUAGAGGUGAAUAUACAAAACAAAAUCAUAGAAAGAUUAGGAGUUACAAAACUUUAUAUAAAUAGUGAUAGGCUACGCUCUCUUCACAACUCAUCAUUCAUCAACACAACACAAUUACUAUCUCUCUGUUUUGCUAGUUCGUGAUCUCACCACAAUUUUUCUUCUUCGCUUCUCAUUUUUUUCCUCUAACCAUGGCCAAAACAAUCUUCGGCUUCGUGUUGCUCGUGAUAACAACCUUCACGGUUAUGUUGGGUUGUUGUUCGGCAACGGUCCACAUAGUGGGAGGCUCCGAUGGAUGGACCGCUAAGGAAGACGACACCUGGACCGACCGUCCCGAGUACCACGUGGGAGAUUCCCUGAUCUUUGAAUAUGAUCGUAACUUGAGCGAUGUUACUCAAGUUUCCGGCGGUUUGGAGUACGAAUUCUGCGACUCUUCUUUCCCUAAAGCCGUCUACAACACAGGCCACGAUGUUGUAACUUUGAAGGAACCAGGGUCUUACUACUUCAUCACCUCAAACCAUACUCAAUGUACAUCGGGACAGAAGCUGGACGUUCUUGUUACCCAUGACCCGUCGAGUCCGAUUCCUCCAAAAUCACCGAGCAAGAUUCUUCCGUCUGGAAAUAUCUACAAGGUAGGCGACUCCAAAAGAUGGAGCGUUUACGACAGUGAGUUCUAUUACCAGUGGAGUAAAGAGAAACAGUUCCAUGUUGGAGACAGUCUCCUUUUCGAAUACAACAACAAAGUCAAUGAUGUCUUCGAGAUCAGCGGCGACCUUGAAUUCCUAUACUGCGACCCGAUUUCUCCCGUAGCCGUGCACAAGACAGGCCACGAUCUCGUCAAGCUCACCGAACCAGGAAUCCAUUAUUUCAUUAGCUCAGAACCAGGUCACUGUGAGGCUGGACUUAAGCUCCAAGUUGUGGUUGGACCAACAGCCAAUGUUCCAAAGUUGUCACCUUUAGAACGUCUCACAAGGUGGUUAGACUCUUUCAUGUUCAAUCAUCACUAAGCGUCUGUAUCAAGUAGUUAAGCAUAUGCACUUUCGUUUCCGUUUUGGUUUGAGAUUAACUAAUUAUGGUUCUCUAAUCAAUUACUAGUUAAACAUCGCUCUUCUUUCUUACUUUUUUUUUCUCUCUUGCUUCGUUUCUUUGGUUCUUAUUUUUCACUCAUGUAAAAACUGUGGAGUUUCUUCCCAUUGUUAUAAUAAAUUUUAUUUUAUUGGAGUA
Molecule: messenger RNA, 1238 nt
Organism: Arabidopsis lyrata subsp. lyrata
Lineage: Eukaryota; Viridiplantae; Streptophyta; Magnoliopsida; Brassicales; Brassicaceae
Product: early nodulin-like protein 2
Exons: 1
Coding region: 206-1021 (271 amino acids)
Cellular component (GO): plasma membrane
Molecular function (GO): electron transfer activity
Source: RefSeq, a predicted model, not a curated record